AUGUCGAAGCCUGUUUGUUCUGCAGAUUCGCCUCCUCACAGUCAUGGUUGUUUGGCCGACGAAUUCCUGCGUAGACUGCAUGAACUGCAGUCAACAGGAACCCUAUGCGAUGUGGUGCUGAAGGGUAGCGAAGAAACGGCGCUUGGUAUCCCCUGCCAUCGCAACGUCCUCACCGUCCACAGUGGAUACUUUCGUUCGCUCUUCACGCACGACUGGAAAGAGUCCUCGCAGCGCGAUCUGCAGCUGAAGAGCAUCGACAGUCGCACACUGAACGAACUAGUGCAGUUCGCCUACACGCUGGAUCUGCGCAUUAGUGAGGAGAACAUGGAGUCUCUCUUGGUUGCGGCGCAAUUUCUGCAGAUGGACGCCGUGGCGGGGAUAUGCUGGGAGUACGUGGAGCAGAAGCUGAGCUUGUCCACCUGCCUGGCCGUCCACGCUCUGGCGGCGCAGCACCACCAUCCUCGCCUGCUCGACGCCGCCCUACUCACUGCGCUGAUUGGGUCGGAUGAUGUGGGGGUGUACUGUGAGGAUGAAGUGUGGGAGGCGGUGCGGCGCUGGCUGGAUUAUGACCGUCCCAGACGGCUGCUGCACGUGUCCGCGGUCCUGCAGACUGUCCGUGCCGACUGCAGUACGCGGCGGCCUUGGCCAGUGCGACGACGGGGAUAUGGUAACUACGAUUCGUGUUUUGUGGGGGCGCAGGAAGUGCUCGUCUGCGUGGAGAACUGGGAAGACAAUUGGGAGGCUAGUGCGGUGCAGGUCUUCAGUCCGUCGAUCCCGGCAGUGUGGCGCCUGACCGAUCAGCCGCCGCUCGGUGAGUAUCCCAACGUCGCGAUGCUGGACGAUGGCCGGAUGAUGUUGAUCUCCAUACAAGGAGUGGAAGCGGUCCAGCGCGACCACAGCUACACGCGCCUGAGCGGACCACCGAUGGCACUGGCCGCCAUGCAGACAGUGCGCAGCAGCGAAGCUGCGGCUGUCCUUGAUGGUCGCGUUUUCGUGGCCGGUGGCUAUGGGCAAAUGCCAGUUCCGGUGCCAGUACUGUCGUCCGUCGAAGCAUAUGUCCCGAAGAGUAAUUCAUGGAGUGCGGUGGCCCCACUACCCGUCGGUCUGAUGAAUUUGGUGAUGGUGGCGUAUGGCGGGCUGUUGUAUGCGUUCGGUGGAGAAACGGAAGAUGGACACGUUAGCAAUGGUGCCUUUGCCUACGAUCCAGCCGCCAACGCCUGGAGCCGGUUGCACGAUUACGCCCAGCGCCCGCUACAAUUGCGCUGCGUGUGUGGCGCCCGACGGACUGAUUUACGUAGUGGGUAUGAGUAUGACUGUGUCGGUAUGAGUGCUAUGGACAAGAGUGCCUACAGCAUAGUCAUAGGAAAAUGGCCCGGCGAUCUGGUCCAUCCGCGCAAUGAGCCAGCCUGUGCGUGUCUGCAGGGGAAGUUGUACGUCCUGGGUGGGAACGCUUCGUGGGAUCGCCGAAUCCGCGAUGCUGACGACGCCAGCAUCGAAGUGUACGACCCCGAUGCGGACCGCUGGCAGCUGCAUGAGUGCCGACUUUCGGAAGACAUCGUGGGCGGAAGCUCUGUCAAGAUGAAACUGAAGCGGGCUUGA
Paramacrobiotus metropolitanus is the source of this 1599-nucleotide messenger RNA. Its product is annotated as kelch-like protein diablo. The transcript is spliced from 6 exons. Bases 1 to 1599 code for a protein of 532 amino acids. Gene Ontology annotation, molecular function: protein binding. The record is from RefSeq and is a predicted model, not a curated record. Lineage: Eukaryota; Metazoa; Tardigrada; Eutardigrada; Parachela; Macrobiotidae.